Molecule: messenger RNA, 5077 nt
Organism: Cebus imitator (Panamanian white-faced capuchin)
Lineage: Eukaryota; Metazoa; Chordata; Mammalia; Primates; Cebidae
Product: zinc finger protein 224
Exons: 9
Coding region: 1834-4587 (917 amino acids)
Biological process (GO): regulation of cytokine production; regulation of immune system process; negative regulation of transcription by RNA polymerase II
Cellular component (GO): nucleus
Molecular function (GO): RNA polymerase II cis-regulatory region sequence-specific DNA binding; DNA-binding transcription activator activity, RNA polymerase II-specific
Source: RefSeq, a predicted model, not a curated record
GGCGGGUAGGGUGUUUAUUGUUCCAGUCGGCAGGGCCCUCUGGCGUCGGGGGGCGGUGCUCGCGUCCCGGUGGGUGGGAUUGGCGGGGCCCUGUGUGCCCUGCUCUGAGCAUUUCCAGAACUUUGACCUCGUUCAGUCCUCCUCUCUAGGUGUGCAGCCUUUUUCUCGCAGUGUGACGUGGAAUGUUACUUAAAGUCCCUGUACUUCCCAUUGCUGGUCUUUAAAAUGGUGAUUAUAGGAUCAUCCUAAUAUAAUUGUUUUGCGAAUUGAAAGAGAUAAUACAAAUGAAAGCCUUAAAGUAGUCCCUGUCACUUGGUGAGUGGCGGUCUCUUGUUUCCUGAUAUUUUAAAACGUUUGAUACCAUUUCAAAGCUAUAGAAAAAUUGCCAAAACAGUAUAAGAGAUUCUCAUAUACUUUUUACCCAAAUUUGCCAAGUGUUUACAUUCUUCCUGUUUGCUUCCUGAUGACCAUCAACCAAAUACCACCGGGAACAUACCUGUAACCAGAGACAGCUGAUUGUAGGUUUCUGCAGCAAGGAAGCCCAAAUAUCAGGGUGAUUGUGUAGUAUCUUGGUAAGAGGCAUUUAGGAAGGGCUGGUUAUAGGGUUUUACAUAACAUGUUAAAUAAUAUUGAAUAUUAUAUUAAAUAAUGUUGUCACUGAUUACAUAUCAAUUAGAUGUGUUACAAUAAUACUAGUACUUGUAGGGUACUUAUUAGAUAGUGUUGGAUGCGAUAUUACCUAGCAUCAUGUUAUCUAAUUUGAAGUUCAUAUGUGAAUUUAAUUUUUCAUUUAAAGUCCUUAUGACUGUCCCCUGCCCCCCCUUCACCUGCAACCCCAUUCAAAGUCCAGUUUAUGCAUUGUCUUUAGCUGUCACAUUUCCAUAGAUGUUCAUUUGGAAUUUGAUAUAUUUCACAUUUAGGUUCAGAUUAUGCAUUGUUGGUGGGGAUUCAACAGAAGUGCUGAGAUGCCCUUUUCUUUUCCUUUUUUUUGUUUUUUUGAGACAGAGUUUCACUCUUUCACCCAGGCUGGAGUGGAAUGGCGCGAUGAGAUGCCCUUCUCGUAACGUAACAAGGUCCAAGUGAUGUCCGUUUGUCCCUUCAUUGGUGAUCUCAGCUUUGUCACUUGGCCAAGAAGAUGUCUUUCAGAUUUGUCCACUCUUAUGUUACCUUUUUUUUUUUAAUUAUGAAGUUUCUCAUGGGGAAAUACAUUAUUAGUGGGCAUUUUCUUAUAAAGGAGAGCUUUCAUUUCUCCUCUGUUGGUUCAUACAUUUGUUCAGCUAUAGAUAUUCUACCAAUAUGGACCCAGAAUCCAGUUUUAUUGAUUUUAAUGAUAUGUGCAUUAACAGUUAUUAUUUUAUCAACUCCAGCUUUUAGUUAUCAUAGCAUUUACCCAUUUCAGGUGUACAAUUCAGUAGUCUUUAGGAACUUCAAAGUGGAGAAAUCAUCAUCAUAAUUCAGUUGAGAUCAUUUUCAUCCCCCAGUUGGAUUCCUCAUGGCUAUUUAUGUUAAACCUCAUUCUCACCUCAAAUUUAGAGCCACUAUUAACCUACUUUCUUUAUAUAUUUGUCUACUCCAGACAUUCCAUAUAGAAGGAAUCAUAGGGUCUGUGGGUUCUUGUGACUUGCUUCUUUAACUUACUGUAAUGUUUUCAAGGUUCAUGGGUGUUGUAGCAUGGGUCAGUAUUUCAUUCCUUUAUGUUUCCAAGUAAGAUUCCAUUGUAUGAAUAUGCCACAAUUUUUCUAUCCAUUUACCUGUAGGAGAGCUUCUUGGUUGUGUGCAGUUUGGGGUUAGUAUGAAUAAUGCUCUGUGAGCAUUCAUGUGCUACUUGACAAUAUGAGUCCUUAUUGGUGGGUGGCAUCCCCAAGCACCCUUUCAUGUCUCUUUUUCUGUCUUCCAUGGCACUUUCCAGGCACAAUUCUGCUUUCUCUCGAACUGCAUCAUUCAGGACUCUGCAAAUUCCCUGAAGUAGGAGGAAAAAUGACCACGUCCAAGGUUGGCAGCAAGGGAGUCCAGAAUCCUAGGGUCCACUGUGAGCCAGCCAUCCAGGGCUCAAGAAAGCUACCUGGAGCAGAUGGAAUCUUGACUGAGGCAGUGACCUUCAAGGAUGUGGCUGUUGUCUUCACUGAGGAGGAGCUGGGGCUGCUGGACCCUGCCCAGAGGAGGCUGUACCGAGAUGUGAUGCUGGAGAACUUCAGGAACCUGCUCUCAGUGGGGCAUCAACCGUUCAACCGAGAUACUUUCUACUUUCUAAGGGAGGAAAAGUUUUGGAUGAUGGAUAUAGCAACCCAAAGAGAAGGGAAUUCAGGAGGCAAGAUCCAAACUGAGUUGGAAUCUGUUCCAGAAACAGGACCACAUGAAGAGUGGUCUUGCCAGCAAAUCUGGGAACAAAUUGCAAGUACAAUUCUGCUUUCCCAGGAAUCGCAUCCCUCAGUACGCCGCAAGUUCCCAGAAGUAAGAGGGAAGAUGACCAUGUUCAAGGAGGCAGUGACCUUCAAGGACGUGGCUGUGGUCUUCACUGAGGAGGAGCUGGGGCUGCUGGGCCCUGCCCAGAGGAAGCUGUACCGAGAUGUGAUGCUGGAGAACUUCAGGAACCUGCUGUCAGUGGGACAGCAAGCAUUCGACAGGGAUAUUUUCCAGUUCCUAAGGGAAGAAAAGGUUUGGAUGAUGAAGACAGCAACCCAAAGAGAAGGGAAUUCAGGAGGCAAGAUCCAAACUGAGAUAAAGACUGUUUCAGAAGCAGGAACACAUCAAGAGUGGUCCUGCCAGCAAACCUGGGAAAAAAUUGCAAGUGAUUUAACCAGGUCUCAAGCCUCGGUAAUAAAUAGCUCUCAGUUCUCCAAACAAAGUGAUUUACCCUGCCAGACUGAGGCAGGGCUAUCUGUAAUUAACAUAAGACAGAAGUCUUCCCAGGGCAAUGAAUAUAAACAGUCCUUCAGUGAUCUCUCCAUCUUUGAUUUUCAUCAACAAUCACACUCAGGAGAGAAGUCUCAUACAUGUGAUGAGUGUGGAAAAAGCUUCUGUUACAUCUCAGCCCUUCGUAUUCAUCAGAGAGUUCACAUGGGAGAGAAAUGCUAUAAGUGUGAUGUGUGUGGUAAGGAAUUCAGUCAGAACUUACAUCUGAAAACUCACCAGAGAGUCCACACUGGAGAGAAACCAUUCAAAUGUGUUGAAUGUGGGAAAGGCUUUAGUCGUAGAUCAGCACUUAAUGUACAUUGCAAAUUGCACACAGGAGAGAAACCUUAUAAUUGUGAGGAAUGUGGGAAGGCCUUCAUUCAUGAUUCCCAGCUUCAAGAACAUCAGAGAAUCCAUACUGGGGAGAAGCCAUUUAAAUGUGAUAUAUGUGAUAAGAGCUUCUGUGGUAGAUCAAGACUUAAUAGGCAUUCCAUGGUUCACACGGGAGAAAAACCUUUCCGAUGCGAUACGUGUGGUAAGAGCUUUCGUCAGAGAUCAGCACUUAAUAGUCAUCACAUGGUCCACACAGGAGAGAAGCCAUACAAAUGUGAGGAGUGUGGAAAAGGCUUUAUUUGUAGGCGAGAUCUUUAUACGCAUCAUAUGGUCCACACGGGAGAGAAGCCAUAUAAUUGUAAAGAAUGUGGGAAGAGCUUCAGAUGGGCCUCAUGUCUUUUGAAACAUCAGCGAGUCCACAGUGGAGAAAAACCCUUCAAAUGUGAAGAAUGUGGGAAAGGAUUUUACACAAAUUCACAACGUUAUUCCCAUCAGAGAUCCCAUAGUGGAGAAAAACCGUACAAAUGUGUGGAGUGUGGGAAGGGCUACAAAAGGAGGUUGGAUCUUGACUUUCACCAGCGUGUCCAUACAGGAGAGAAACUGUAUAACUGUAAGGAAUGUGGGAAGAGCUUUAGUCGGGCCCCUUGUCUUUUGAAACAUGAGAGACUCCACAGUGGAGAAAAACCAUUCCAAUGUGAAGAGUGUGGGAAGAGGUUUACUCAAAAUUCACAUCUUCAUUCCCAUCAGCGAGUCCAUACUGGAGAAAAGCCAUACAAAUGUGAGAAGUGUGGAAAGGGCUACAAUAGUAAGUUUAAUCUUGAUAUGCACCAGAAGGUCCACACAGGAGAGAGACCGUAUAAUUGUAAAGAAUGUGGGAAGAGUUUUGGUUGGGCCUCAUGUCUUUUGAAACAUCAGAGACUGCACAGCGGAGAAAAACCAUUCAAAUGUGAAGAGUGUGGGAAAAGAUUUACUCAGAAUUCACAGCUUCAUUCUCAUCAAAGAGUGCACACCGGAGAAAAGCCAUACAAAUGUGAUGAGUGUGGGAAGGGUUUCAGCUGGUCUUCAACCCGUCUGACCCACCAGAGACGCCACAGCAGAGAAACACCUCUCAAAUGUGAGGAGUAUGGGAAGAAUACUGUACAGAGUUCAUUCUCUAAAGUCCAAGAAAAAGUUCACAGUGUAGAAAAGCCAUACAAAUGUGAGGACUGUGGGAAGGGCUACAACAGGUGCUCGAAUCUUGACAUGCAUCAGAGGGUCCACAUGGGAGAGAAAACAUGGAAAUGUGGGGAGUGCGAUCUGUGCUUCAGUCAGGCCUCAAGUCUUCAACUUCAUCAGGUUGUUCAUGUGGGGGAGAAAACUUAGUGAUGUGAUGGUGUGAUAAAGUGUUCACUCAGUCUUCAUGAAUGCAGUCUCAUCUGAAAGUUCACAAAGGGGAGAAACGUUAAAAUGUGAGGCACAUAAUAAGCACUUUCCUUUGAGUGCUUUAUCUCUGAAUACACGCUGGUGAUAAAUUUCACCCAUUCUUUGAAGAGCGAAAACAUUUAAGAUAACAUCAUUGCUUCAGCCAUAGCUCAGCAUACCCCAGUAGUCUCAGGACCACCAUAGUGGAGAAUCUUUGUAAAUGGUGCAAUAAAGCUUCAUUCAGAAGUUUGAUAGUUACAGCUGUCAUUCAGGAGACAGGACUUAGAAAGAGUAAGAGUUCAUGAAUUUACCACUCUAAUGGUGGACAUCUCAAAAUUGAUGUCCACUAGAAUGUAAGCUACCUGUGUCUUUGCUGCUAAAUUGUCACAACUGGAACACUGAUUAUCACUUUGUAUGUCUCCAGUGCUUGUUUGUUAAAUCAAUGAAAGGA